UUUUUACAGUUAGCUAUUUUCGCACUUUUGAAUAAUUAUGAUGAUUAUCUGCUGGUUGUUCGCAUGUUUAAAUAUUAAUUUAUGCUAAAUAUUCGCAUUAAAUUCAAAUUCUUUUGUGGUGAAAAUUGUUUUUAUGGUUGGAAUCGCGGCUCUUGCCAAAUUUAUCAUCUUCUUAAUAUUCGAUUUCUAUUUCGUUGAAAUUGCUCCGAUUUAAAGUGUAUUUAGUUUGUGUCAAUAUCUGCAUCAAAAUCUGCAAAAAUUAUUCAGACAGGUGUCGUUCAUCGGUAAAGAUGAAUUCCGUUAAAUUUAUUACAAUAUUAUUGAUAAGUUGGAGUUUUCAUCUCAAUAACGCUGAAGAUGAUUUCGAUAGUAAAUCUUCAAAUUCGAGUGGAACGUUUGAUACGAAUUUCUCAAACAAUGUGGGCGACAGCAGCAAUACCAAUAGUACCGAAGCUCGGUUGGAGGAAGGGAGCCCAGAAGGUGUGAAUGCUUUCAAAUCUCUAAAUGCCAAUUCAAGUGGACCAUUCGAUAUAGAGCCGGUUGGCGAUAGUAAAGCUAGUGAAAAACACAAAAUUAUUGGAAGUCGAGUGUUGAAAAUAGAAGAAGCCCCUUACCAUGUUGCAUUAUUUCGUAAUAAUUACUUUAUUUGUGCGGGUUCAAUUGUCAGCCGUGAUUGGAUUGUGACAGCGGCCCACUGUGUUAAUGGUGGUGGAAGUUUUGGCAUACGAUUCGGGACUACAGACUGCCGAAAAGGUGGUCAAAUUCGUCACAUUACCACUGUGGUCAUAAACAGACGUUUUAAAAUCAGGUCCUUGGACAACGACAUAGCAAUGCUUCAAGUCAAUAAACCAUUUCAAUGGUCUUCAGGUGUAUUACCGCUCAGCUUAUCCACUGAGUUUUCCAAAUUUCCUCGAAACACUAUAGUAACUGGCUGGGCGAGUAUUGAAGAAAAUAAUGGUCCAGAAUUGUCUUUGGGUGCUUCAAGAAUUACCACUGUGCCGCUCAGAGUUUGCCGCAAAUUAUAUGAUGACGUAUAUCCUAUUACGAAAAAAAUGAUCUGUGGAAAUUCAACUGGUGUAGGUUUGUGCCAAGCUGAUUCCGGCAGUCCUCUGGUACACGAUGGCAUACUUUAUGGCAUAGUUACUCUGGAUGUCGAGUGUAAUCGGCGAAAUACGCUUGGCCUCUACACGGAUGUUCGCAAACAAUACAAAUGGAUUCAGAAUGUAGUGCUGAAGCAUGGCGGUCAAACACCUAUUACCGAAAUUGAACUCAGUCAAUUUAAAAUGUUCUUUUCCGAAGAAGUGAGCCGACGACUUAAGUUUUUAGCGACUGUUAUUGGUAGUUAUUACAACACCAAGAUGUGGAGGCUGAAGAUCAUAUUAAUCUGUGUGCGGCUUAUCCUACAAAUUGAAAACGCCAGUGGACAAAUUUCAAACACUACACUUUUGGGAGAGGAUCUAGAUGGAUUCAAUUACAUUACCAAAACGAAACUUAACAAAGGCAACAAUACACGGAUAGUCGGAGGAAAGCCGAUUAAUAUACGUCAGGUACCGUGGCAAGUUGCUCUAUACAAUGAUGGAUAUUUCAUUUGUGGCGGAUCUAUAAUAAGCCCUGACUGGGUUGUGACGGCAGCACAUUGCGCUGAAGGAGGUGGUAGCUUUGCUAUUCGAGCCGGUUCACCAUAUCUUAAUCGUGGCGGCCAAAUACGCUGGGCUCGUCUUGUUGUUGUACAUGCCGGCUACAGUGCUCGCACCGGAAGUCGAGAUAUUGCCUUAAUUCGUGUUUACACCAGAUUUCGUAUUACCAAUUUUGUGCGGCCCAUUGCUAUUGCGCGAAGUCGAAGACGUUUGCCGAAAAAACUUUUCGUAAGUGGCUGGGGUAGAAUCAGUGAAAAUGGACGGGUACCGAAUCGUUUAAGAGGCGUUGGUUUGCAGAAAAUGUCGCGCCGAAAGUGUCGAGGAAAAUAUCACAAAAAAGGAAUGAAAAUAACCAAGUUUAUGAUCUGUGCAACGCAACCGAAAAAAGAUGCUUGCCAGGGUGACUCUGGCGGGCCAUUGGUUCGACGACGAAUCCUUUAUGGUAUUGUGUCGUUUGGUAUUGGCUGUGCACGUCCAAAAUAUCCUGGAGUUUAUACAAAUAUUCGGCGAUUAAAUAAAUGGAUCCGAAAGGUGGUGAGACGUUGGGUCGGUUUCAUAUUUUUUCUCAACAUUAAAUAUAGUUUGGCACAAUUACGAAACGUUACCUUAUUCCAAAAGGGCAUUGAUGACUUGGAUUAUUUUGAUCCGAAAAUCUACAAUGUCAACGGAACGCGUAUAGUUGGCGGUAGACCAAUUAAUAUUCGACAGGUGCCGUGGCAGGUUGCGCUCUACGACAAUGGAUAUUUCAUUUGUGGUGGAUCGAUAAUAAGUGCUGAUUGGGUACUGACGGCAGCACAUUGUGUUGAAGGCGGUGGCAGAUUUGCUGUUCGUGCCGGUUCGUCAUAUGCCAAUCGGGGUGGACAAAUUAGACGGGCCCGUCUUGUGGUUAUGCAUGCUCGAUAUAAUACUUAUACAGCCAAUCGCGAUAUUGCUAUGAUCCGUGUAAAUCGACGUUUUAUAUUUAAUCGAUUCGUAAGACCCAUAGUGCUGACACGCACAGGAAGGCGUCUGCCACAACGAUUUUUUGUUAGUGGUUGGGGUUCGCGUCGAGAAGGUGGAUCAGCAACACAGCGUUUAAGAGGUGUAACAAUUGACAGGCUCAAUCGAAGACGGUGUCGGGCAAAAUAUGCCAGAGCCGGUGUUCCCAUUACUCAUUUUAUGUUUUGUGCCACAACACCGCAGAGAGAUACGUGUCAAGGUGAUUCUGGCGGGCCCAUUGUGCGUAGACGAAUACAAUAUGGAAUUGUAUCUUUUGGUAUUGGAUGUGCUCGUCCAAGAUUUCCGGGAGUCUACACAAAUAUAAGAAGAUUAAACAGAUGGAUUCGUAAUGUAAUACGACGUCGAGGUGGAAGAAUGCCAAGAUUUAGUUAAUUUUUGUUUUAAGCGCAUUCAUUUCUAUGG
Messenger RNA from Musca domestica (house fly), 3038 nucleotides. Its product is annotated as transmembrane protease serine 9-like. NCBI's taxonomy places the organism in Eukaryota, Metazoa, Arthropoda, Insecta, Diptera, Muscidae. The record is from RefSeq and is a predicted model, not a curated record. The transcript has 4 exons. Gene Ontology annotation, biological process: proteolysis. Bases 291 to 3008 code for a protein of 905 amino acids. Gene Ontology annotation, molecular function: serine-type endopeptidase activity.